GCAAAACAGUUCAGUGUUUUCAUUGCAAGCAAAUAGACGUGCAACUGCGCAGCAUUUGUAGUUCUAAAGAUACAAAUAUACUAGUUAAGGAUUAAUAAGGUGUUUCGUAGUGAAACCAACCAAAAACAGCCGCCAUGGGGAAAAAGAAACCGCAGAAGAUAGUUCUUGGCGCAGUUGGGCAAACGGUGCCAGGGGCACAACAGCAACAACAGCCACCGCAACAACAACAACAACCACAACCACAACAACAACAGCAGCCUCAACAACGGCCGCAACAGCAGCAGCAGCCACAGCCUCAACAAAGGCCACAGCAGCAGCAACAGCAGCAACCACAGCACCCACAGCAGCAGCAGCAGCAGCAACAAAAGCGCCCACAGCAGCAGCAACAGCAGCAGGGCCAUCCACAACAGCAGCAGCAGCAGGGGAAUCCGCAGAAAAAGCAAAAGAAGCAGCCGCAAUCGGGAGGUCCACAGCAGCAUCAGCAGGGACCUUCACAACAACAGCAGCAACAUGCGCAAAAACAGCAUGAACCGCCGCAGCAGCAACAGCUGCAACCACAGCGCCCACAGCAGCAGCAGCAGCAACAACAACAGCGCCCACAGCAGCAGCAACAGCAGCAGGGCCCCCCACAACAGCAGCAGCAGCAACAACAGCGCCCACAGCAGCAGCAACACAAACCGGCGGCUCCCGCUGCUGCCACCGGUGGUGCCGUGCACCGGGACGCUUCCGUUGCGUCAACCAAAUCGUCCAGCUCCGGUGACGGCACGCUGCAGACGAUCGAGGAGAACCUGGGCGCAAUGCGCAUAGCGAAGGAGAAGAUUCGCCGAACCGAUCUGCGACCGGUGCUGGUGCGGCGCGGGGCGCACGGUAAGCGCGGCAAGCCCGUCUCGGUCGAGGCCAACUUUUUCCGCCUGCUGCUGGACAAGCUGAAGGGUACGGCGUACCACUACGACGUCGCGAUCGAACCGGACCGGCCGAAAAAGUUCUACCGGCCCGUGUUUGCGCAGUUCUGCCGGGAAAACUAUCCGGGCGCCAUGCUGGCGUUCGACGGGCAGAAGAACGCGUACACCACGCGCAAGCUGAGCGACAAGAAGGCGAAGGUGGUGUUCCAGCCGGACGACGGUGGCAAGCAGCGCGAGUACACCGUGCAGGUGAAGGAAGCGGCCCAGCUCGAUUUGGGCGUGCUGAAAACGUACAUGAAAUCGAAUGAGGAGACAAUGGCCAAACCGAUGAGUGCCAUCCAAUGUCUGGAUGUGGUGCUACGCAGUGCCUAUGAGAAUAAUCCCAAUUUUGUGCGGUUCAAGCGCGCCGUGUACGCAGUGCCCCGCCAAUCCAUCGACAUCGGUCGGGGUCACGAGCUGUGGUUCGGGCUGUUCCAGUCGGCGCUGCUCGGUUCGCGCCCAUACCUAAACGUGGACGUGUCGCACAAAGCGUUCCCGAUGGGUGCGCCGGUGCUGAAGGUGAUCGGCGACUUCAACCGCGGCCAGGUGGAUCAGGUGAGCGGCUGGGUGCAGCAGGAGCUGCACAGCUUCCUCAAGGGCAUGGACGUGGUGUACACGAACCCGACCACCAGGAUGGCCAAGCGGAUGCGCUGCAACGGGCUGCGCGAACCGGCCAGCCAGCAGAUGUUCAAGCUGGAGGAUGGGACGCGCCUCUCGGUCGCCGACUAUUUUGCCCGCAAGCUCAACUUCCGGCUGCGCUACCCGAACCUGCCGGUGCUGCACGUCGGCAGCACCGUGCGGUCGGUGUACGUGCCGGCCGAGCUGUGCGACAUACCCGCGGGCCAGGCGCUGAACAAAAACAACCCGGAGGAGUGUACGCGCGACAUCAUCCGGUACGCGGCGACGAGCGCCCCGGAGCGCAAGCGCAAGAUCCUCGACCUGGCGUCCCAGAUCCAGUACAACAAGUGCCCGACGCUGAUCGACUUCGGCAUCACGGUGGGCAACGAGUUCGAGAAGGUGCCGGCCCGCAUCAUCGACGCACCGCCGAUCGAGUACGCGCGGGGCGAGAAGAUUCCCCCGCAGCGGGGCGUGUGGCGCGCGGAGGGCAAGAACUUUAUCGUACCGAGCACGGAGCUGAGCAAGCGGCCGCUGCGCUGGCGCAUCCUCAACCUGGACCCGUACACGAACGAGGCGACGGUGAAGAAGUUUGGCGAGAUGCUGCAGUCGCAGGCAAUGCGCUGCAACGUGCAGAUGGAACCGUUCGAUAUGGCGAAAACGUACGUGCUGGUGCGCGAUAUGCGCAACUGUCUGCGCGACAUCGGCACGCUGCUGCAGAACAUCAAGCGGGAGGAACCGGCGGUCACAAUCGUGGUGCUGCCGAGCCGGGGCGAUGCGUACGCGAAGGUGAAGCAGAAGGCGGAGCUGGCGAGCGAACGGAUCGGGCUGCUGACGCAGUGCGUGAAGGGCAUGACGGUGGCCAAGAAGGGCACCGACAUGAGCACGCUCAACAACAUCAUGCUCAAGAUCAACGCCAAAACGAACGGCACGAACCACUGCAUCUCGCAGGUCGCGGUGCCACCGCUCGGACGCGGCAAGGUGAUGUACAUCGGGGCGGACGUUACGCACCCGCUCAGCGAGAACGAGCCGAGCGUGGUGGGCGUGGCGGCACUGUACGAUCUGACCGGCUUCCGGUACAACUGCAGCGUGCGGCUGCAGGGCGCCCGGGACGAGAUGAUCCGCGACCUGGAGAACAUCGUGCAGCGGCAGCUGCUGCUGUACAAGCAGUACAACGGUGCGCUGCCCGAGCGCAUCAUGUACUACCGGGACGGUGUGUCGGACGGCCAGUUUGCGGAAAUACUUACGAUCGAGCUGCAGGCACUGCACGCGGCGAUUGCGCGCGUCGAGCCGGGCUACAAGCCGGCGGUGACGUUCAUCGUGGUGCAGAAGCGCCACCACACGCGCUUCUUCCCGCAGCCCGGCUGCCCGACCGAGGGCAAGAACGGUAACGUACCGCCCGGCACGAUCGUGGACAGCGAAAUCACGACCCCGGAUCGGUACGAGUUCUACCUGGUGAGCCAUGCGGCCGUGCAGGGCGUCGCCAAGCCGACCAAGUACGUCGUGCUGUACGACGACUCGAACUGCCAUCCGGACAGUCUGCAGGCGCUGACGUACAAUCUGUGCCACCUGUUUGCGCGCUGCAACCGGGCGGUAUCGUACCCGGCCCCGACCUACUACGCCCAUCUGGCCGCCUACCGCGGCCGGGUGUACAUUAAGGACCGACGGAUCAACAUGAACGAUCUGGAAAAUGCUUACCGGGACAUUCAAAUCAUCGACACGGUUAAUAAUUCCACUCCCAUGUUCUUUGUUUAAAUGCAAUGAUUUUUUUUUAUGUGAAACCCCAUUACCGGGAAAAAGGAGGAGGGAAUGCGUACGUGCAGAUUAGCGAGGAAGGAAGUACAGUAGGUGACCGCUAACUGAGAGGUAAACAAGCUCCAGUUAACGAACAAUGUUCGCUAACUGGAGUGACGUUUCUAUGGAUUGAUUGUUUUGAUUGGCGUUGUCUGGAAUAAACAUACCAAACUUUUUUUUCAUUUAUGUUGAUAUAAAGUAUAGUAAUUCGUGUAAUAACAAAAAUUAAUAGCAAACGUAGGCAAGAGACCCUAAAUUUGUUUGAAAAAUGCACAUUUGCGACAAAUUUCUCUUCAUGAGAUUCCGGAUGUUUCAUGUUUUGACGUUUAAGUGUUCGUUAACUGAGAGUCACUCCAGUUAGCGAACCUCCAGUUAAAAAGCACUCCAGUUAAAACACAUCCAGUUAGCGGUCACCUACUGUAACAUUUUCUGCAUGUUUGAAGAAAAAAGAAUGAAGCUUUAUGUGAAGUUUAUAGCGCUGUCUCUCUUAUGAUCGACCAAAUUUCUUUUCAUGAAGUAGACCUUUUGAUUUUUCUUCACUUUUUUCACUACUUUCUAGCGUUAUGAAGCUUUACAUGUUUAAAACAUUCACAAUCUCAUUUAAUCCAUUAUUACAUUUAUUACAUAAGCUAGCAUGUUCAACCCCAAUGCGCCCUAUUAGUUUGUUUCGUAUUGGUGAAAUUGCAAUGAGAAAUGUGAUACAGUAGGUGACCGCUAACUGGAUGUGUUUUAACUGGAGUGCUUUUUAACUGGAGGUUCGCUAACUGGAGUGAUUCUCAGUUAACGAACACUUAAACGUCAAAACAUGAAACAUCCGGAAUCUCAUGAAGAGAAAUUUGUCGCAAAUGUGCAUUUUUCACACAAAUUUAGGGUCUUUCACCUACGUUUGCUAUUAAUUUAUGUUAUUACACGAAUUACUAUACUUUAUAUCAACAUAAAUGAAAAAAAGUUUGGUAUGUUUAUUCGAGUCCACGCCAAUCAAAACAAUCAAUCCAUAGAAACGUCACUCCAGUUAGCGAACAUUGUUCGUUAACUGGAGCUUGUUUACCUCUCAGUUAGCGGUCACCUACUGUACAUGUUACAAUUUAUAUAUCCUACAACUAAAUGUUUAAUUAACCAGCUAUAAUAACUUUUAUAAAACAGAAAACAUUAUAAGAUCAACGAAAAAUAUUAAAAAAAAAAAAACAAAAAAAAGGUUGAUCAUUAAUAAAACUAGGGUUAAAGGCUUCGCUUCGGCACUGAAGCGUGUCUAUCGGA
Anopheles coluzzii is the source of this 4607-nucleotide messenger RNA. Its product is annotated as protein argonaute-2. Bases 135 to 3311 code for a protein of 1058 amino acids. The record is from RefSeq and is a predicted model, not a curated record. Lineage: Eukaryota; Metazoa; Arthropoda; Insecta; Diptera; Culicidae. Gene Ontology annotation, molecular function: RNA binding; protein binding. The transcript is spliced from 6 exons.